AUGAUCAAGGACCUGACCGGCGGGGGCGACCACUACCAGGUGGUCAUCGUGCAUGAUUCCUUCGCCGGCAAGGGUCUGAUCGACCAGCACAAGAUGGUCUACGACGCGCUCAAGGAUGAGAUGGGAGACGAACGGAUCCACGCGCUCUCGUUGAAGACCUUCUCGCCCGAGCAAUGGGAGAAAUACGGCGCGUAG
Molecule: messenger RNA, 195 nt
Organism: Geodia barretti
Lineage: Eukaryota; Metazoa; Porifera; Demospongiae; Tetractinellida; Geodiidae
Source: the annotation of a GenBank genome assembly